UGCGUCUAUUUCAACUUCCAGCCUGACAGAAUUUGUUUUUUUUUUUUUUUUUUUGUGUGUGUGUGUGUGUGUGUAACCAUGCCUACACAGUGGCUGCCAAGGCUUACCCAUGAGUUAAACCUUUAGUUGGUAAUGAGGAAGGUGUGGGCUCUAGCAGUGGACACCCGAAGGCAGCAGUGGGUGAAAACAAGCAAAAUAAAGAAAAGUUUGGCUGUGAGAAGGUGCUAGACAGCCAGCCAUAGUGACGAGGAGGCAGGAAGAUAGAUCACCAUCACAGGCAAGUGAGAGAUGGGGAGGAGGAUUUAAAAGGACAUGUUUGCAGUGCGCUGUCAGCCCUCACCUGCGCCGCCUCCCCCAGUGAGCGGGUGUAGGGAAUAGAACAUAUGCAGACGUCUUGGCAGUGCUGUGUAUGUCUGUUUGUCGAUGGUCAAGAAGGAACGUAGCAAAAGUUUAAGGUGGCCCAACAUGUAAGCAUCGGUGGGCAUGAAGGCAGGUUCAAGGUCGCCGCCCUACAUGUCAAAGCGGCAAAUGAAGUUCUUCACAGCUGUGAUAUUAGUGUUGGUGUUUGGUGUUCUCCUCACUGCUCUCAAUGUCUAUGAACUGCAUCGCCUCACGAAGGAACAGAGAGCCACUGCUCACACACACGCUGAGGGUGUGGCUGCAGCAGAGGCUUUGGGUGAAAACCACUAUGCCCGCCCCGUGGCCUGGGUGAGAGGCAACAACAAAGGCUCUGGCUACCUCACCCAUGUCACCAAUGUCCUGCACAGACUGGGCUAUGACUUGGCUGAGGACAGGGAAGACUGGGAUUUCCUCUGGUCCCACAACUAUCCUUUCCGGGAGCUGAAGCAGACCAUGAUGAAGCUGAAGCCCCACCAGAGGGUGAACCACUUCCCGGGGUCAGGCUUCAUAACCAACAAAGUUAACUUGGCCGUUUCAGGCUUGCCACACAUACCACGAGCUUUCAGGAUGCCAGCAGAGAAAGCAGAACUCCUUGCUCAUGCCAAGAAGAAUCCAGAAAUGAUGUUUGUGCAAAAGUCUAACAACCAUCGAGGAAUAAAGAUUGAAAAACUGGAUGCCCUUGACCUAGGAGCUGAGGGGUCUUUUGUGCAGGAGUUUGUGCACAACCCCUUGUUGGUGGAUGGGUACAAGUUUGACAUUGGAGUGUACACCAUUGUCACUUCCAUAGAACCACUCAGAGUGUACAUCUUUGAGGGAGAUGUUCUCUUCAGGUUUUGUCCCGACAAGUACCAUCCAUUUGAUCCUGAAGUGCAGGACAAGUAUGUGGUCGGGGAUGACUACCUGCCAACAUGGAAGGUUCCCUCUCUUGGCCCCUACUACAAUGACUUUGGCUUUGGCAUGAAGGGUUCCUUUGAUGCCUGGCUCAGAGCUCAGGAUAAGAACCCCAACUUGGUGUGGGACUCAGUCCGGAGUGCCAUCCGCAGUGUGUUUUAUGACAAGGAGCCUGCACUUGUCCAGGCCACAUCUUACUAUCCAAGCUCCAAAAACUUUUUUGAAAUGAUGCGAUUUGAUUUUGUGAUUGAUGAUGACCUCAAAGUACACCUUAUGGAAGCAAACAUGUCUCCCAACCUUUCAUCAGCUCACUUCAAGCAGAAUCGUCUGUUGUACGAACAGGUGGUGUAUAAUCUGCUGUCUUUGGUAGGUAUUGGUCGAGCUGUGCACUCACCCAGCCUUGCCACACGCUCCAUUGAUGAAGACGAGAUGCAAGCAGCUGUCAAAGAUGUUGUAGUGUUUGCUGAUCACUGUUCCGUCAAUUGUAAAAGUGGAUCUAGUGCAUGCAGCAAAAUUGAGUGCCAGCUGUGUUUACCAUGUCUUUCAGAAGAUCAGAAAGCAAACUUUCUACAGGCCUAUCUGGAACAUCAGCGAAGAGGUGGAUGUCGCCGUGUGGUUCCCCAACCUGUCCCACUCGAUAAGGCCCACAGUGCUGCCGACAUGGAGACACUCACACCAGAAAACACCCUCAUGACAGAGUGGUUCCGUGGCAUGUGCCUCAAUGACCCCUCAUUUUGCUCUUAGUGCCGUCCUGCUAGUGUACAAUAGAAGCCAUGCUUACCAGCAUGGGGAAUGCAGUUAAGGAGUAUAAUAAUGAAAAAUCAUAAAUUUUGAAUAACUCCCACAAACUCUUAAAGUAAUAGGUAUUUUUAAAGUCAUUGUUAUUACUUUUUUUGCUGAAAGUUGACUGUUUCAACACAUGUAAUAUAGUAUUUGUAAUAUGUUAAAAAUAUUUUAGAUCUUUCAGUCAG
Scylla paramamosain (green mud crab) is the source of this 2261-nucleotide messenger RNA. It is a transcript of the gene TTLL15, whose product is annotated as probable tubulin polyglutamylase ttll-15. Gene Ontology annotation, biological process: protein modification process. The transcript has 6 exons. The coding region runs from base 484 to 2034 and encodes 516 amino acids. The record is from RefSeq and is a predicted model, not a curated record. Lineage: Eukaryota; Metazoa; Arthropoda; Malacostraca; Decapoda; Portunidae.